UCCUCCCUUGUGGGUUCAGCAACAGCCUCCCUCCUCACCCACAUUCACGCACACACACUCAUGCUGACUACGCAGGCACCCAGCCCAUAUGUGACCGCCUCAGUUCAUCAGUUUGUUGCUGCAUGAGGCGACUGCAACUCUGGCUUCUUAUUAUUCUUCAUUUUUAAGUGUCCCCUCCAACAGAGUGUGAUGUGGAUGGGCUCCCCAGUGGUUACGGAUCAAGGGAGUCCAUCCUCAGGCCUGGUGAAAAGAAAGACUGGAAAAGAAGAAGGCGUGGUCGCGAUAACAGCUGCAAAGGCUGGGAUCCAGGCCACCCCAACGCAGACCCUGGCAGAGCAAAAUCGGGCCCCACAUUUGAAGUGACUGGAAGUGCAGCCAUGCGCUGCUCCACCCUGCUUGCCAUCCUCACAGGGGUGCUACUCUACUUGGUGCUGGGUGCCGUGGUGUUCCGCGCUUUGGAGGCGCCGUUAGAAGAGGGCAAGCACAAGCAGCUGCAGGGGACAUGUCAGGAAUUCCUGCUGAACUUCACCUGUGUUGGUCCUGACAACCUGCAAGCUCUCAUAGAGGAGGUAGCAGAAGCCAUCGGUGCAGGUGUGGAUCCGAGCAACAACGUCUCCUUUGUCAGCCAGUGGAGUCUGGCUAGUGCCUUUUUUUUCUCUGGGACAGUCAUCACGACUAUUGGUUUUGGAAACAUCUCUCCGAAGUCAGAAGGCGGUCAACUAUUUUGUAUUUUCUACGCCUUGGUUGGAAUUCCGUUCUUUGGUAUUCUUCUUGCUGGAGUUGGAGACCAUCUGGGGACCGGGUUGAGGAAAACGGUUGCCAAAAUAGAGAAACUCUUCCUGAAAUGGCGCAUCAGUCAAACCAUUGUGCGAGUGAUUUCUGCCAUCUUGUCCAUCCUGCUGGGCUGCCUGCUGUUUGUUGCAGUGCCAAUCCUGGUUUUCCAAAAGGUGGAAGGUUGGACACUGCUGGAGUCUGCAUACUUUGUCGUCAUCACCUUGACAACGGUGGGAUUUGGGGACUAUGUGGCAGGGGAUUCAGGGCUCGAAGGCAGCGACCACUGGUACAAGCCUUUGGUGUGGUUCUGGAUCCUGCUGGGCCUUGCCUACUUUGCAUCCAUUCUGUCAAUGAUAGGAAACUGGCUACGAGUUCUCUCGAAGAAGACCAGAGCUGAGAUGGAGGAACUGCGAGCCCAUGCCACAGACUGGAGCCAAAAUAUACAGAAUAUGGAUUUUCGAAUCUCUGGAAAAAUUGAUGAUCCCUUUAGACGGCGCCGGCGAAGGCGGCGCCAUCGCGCUCGCAGCCACGGUCAUGGUGCUUCAGCUCCCGGGGCUCCCGAGGGAGAAGAUCAGAAUGAGAGUGAAACGUAUUCAGAAUCUUACUCCUCUUAUACAUCCUCCUAUGAGUCAGAGUCUGGAACUGAAUCUGAAACCACUCAAUCCGAUCAGGUGCCCGAAGAAAAGAAGGACCCCCUCUUUUCUCAGCCUCUUGACUAUUUUGGGGAGAACCUAGCAUUCAUUGAUGAGUCAUCUGAUGCUCAGAGUGGUCAUUUACAUUUAGAUACUCAAUUGGAUUCAAAACCACCAAAUCCGAAACACGUCCAACCACACAAAAGAAAGCGUCACAGGAGGCCUGUCCCACAAGGAGGCCUCAAAAAUGAUCGAAUCAAACGAUCCAGUCUUGACAUGAAGGAGCACAACGGAACCCCACACCCAGUUCCAAAUAUACCGCCGAAGCCUCAAAUAUAAAACAAAGCAUCGAAAAAUAUGUUACUAGCACAAGAAAGGCCAUAACAAUAUAUCCCUGUUGUGGGACUAAUGAUGGGAUAUAUUAAGGCAAAAAGUGUGACCAAAACAACAAUUGGUUUGUUUGUAUUGCAUAAUACAGACAAAUGAAACUGAAGAGUUGAACAAGCUUUGGCCGCAUGUGGAUUGCAGAUGAUGCUCGUUUACUUUAGCACGUAUGCCUUAAUGUGAAAAUUGUGAAACGUCUCCAUGCCUUUGCUGUCGUUGCUGUCUGUGGAAUUGCUGCUCUCUGCUGGGCUGAGAGAGGAUCAACAGUUUCUAUAUAUAUGAUUUUUGUCAUUAUUUAUUUAUUAUGUAAUCAUUCCAAGCAAUGCAAAAAACAUUUU
Messenger RNA from Hippocampus zosterae (dwarf seahorse), 2128 nucleotides. It is a transcript of the gene kcnk4b, whose product is annotated as potassium channel subfamily K member 4. The record is from RefSeq and is a predicted model, not a curated record. The transcript has 8 exons. Gene Ontology annotation, molecular function: potassium ion leak channel activity. Gene Ontology annotation, cellular component: membrane. Gene Ontology annotation, biological process: stabilization of membrane potential; potassium ion transmembrane transport. NCBI's taxonomy places the organism in Eukaryota, Metazoa, Chordata, Actinopteri, Syngnathiformes, Syngnathidae. Bases 378 to 1745 code for a protein of 455 amino acids.